Fopius arisanus is the source of this 7555-nucleotide messenger RNA. It is a transcript of the gene Prp8, whose product is annotated as pre-mRNA processing factor 8. Gene Ontology annotation, molecular function: metallopeptidase activity; U2 snRNA binding; protein binding. The record is from RefSeq and is a predicted model, not a curated record. Gene Ontology annotation, biological process: spliceosomal tri-snRNP complex assembly; mRNA splicing, via spliceosome. NCBI's taxonomy places the organism in Eukaryota, Metazoa, Arthropoda, Insecta, Hymenoptera, Braconidae. The coding region runs from base 144 to 7277 and encodes 2377 amino acids. The transcript is spliced from 3 exons. Gene Ontology annotation, cellular component: catalytic step 2 spliceosome; U5 snRNP.
UUCAAUAUGGCGGACGGUAGAUUUGGAAGUUUACUAAUGGCAUGAGUUUUUCGGAUUAAAUUCGUUUAAUUCAUUGAGACUAGUCGUUAUUAUGCAUUAAUUCCGAGAAAUCAUCGCCGAAAAGAGAAUAAAAAGGAAUCAAAAUGUCGAUUCCCCCGUACCAUCUGCUGGGCCCCAACCCCUGGGCUACGAUGAUGGCCCAGCAGCAGGCACAUGCCCAGUUGGCAGCUGCUCAGGCUCAUGCUCAGGCAGCAGCUCAUGCCCAAGCUGCACAUCACGCUCACAUGCAGGCAAUGGCAACAGGUCCACCACUUCCUCAAUUACCAAAGCAACCGGAGGUACUCUCCGAGGACAAGCUACAGGAGAAGGCCCAGAAAUGGCAACAACUCCAGUCAAAACGCUUUGCCGAGAAGCGAAAAUUUGGAUUCGUUGAUGCCCAGAAGGAGGACAUGCCACCAGAGCACAUCAGGAAGAUAAUCAGAGAUCAUGGGGACAUGAGUAGCAGAAAGUAUCGCCACGAUAAACGAGUUUACCUCGGAGCCCUGAAAUACAUGCCCCAUGCUGUUAUGAAACUUUUGGAGAAUAUGCCCAUGCCCUGGGAGCAAAUCAGAGAUGUCAAGGUUCUCUAUCACAUAACUGGCGCCAUAACAUUCGUCAACGAGAUCCCCUGGGUGAUUGAGCCAGUUUACAUUGCCCAAUGGGGCACCAUGUGGAUUAUGAUGAGACGAGAGAAAAGGGAUAGAAGGCACUUUAAGCGAAUGAGAUUUCCACCGUUCGAUGACGAGGAGCCUCCCCUAGAUUAUGCUGACAACGUUCUCGAUGUUGAACCUCUGGAGGCCAUUCAGAUUGAACUGGACUCUGAGGAAGAUGCUAGUGUUGCUAAUUGGUUUUAUGAACACAAACCACUGGUUGGGACGAAACAUGUGAAUGGCUCAACGUAUCGUCGAUGGAAUCUCACUCUUCCCCAGAUGGCCACCCUUUACCGUCUGGCCAAUUCUCUGCUGACUGAUCUCGUCGAUCAGAAUUUCUUCUAUCUCUUCGAUCCAAAGUCAUUUUUCACAGCUAAAGCACUGAAUAUGGCUAUACCUGGGGGUCCCAAGUUUGAGCCACUUGUUAAGGACUCCAAUGCUGCUGAUGAGGACUGGAAUGAGUUCAAUGAUAUCAAUAAGAUCAUUAUCAGACAGCCCAUCAGGACUGAGUACAGAAUUGCCUUUCCUUAUUUGUACAACAACAUGCCACAUUUUGUGCAUCUGUCGUGGUACCACGCACCCAACGUUGUGUACAUAAAAACAGAAGACCCAGAUCUCCCAGCAUUCUACUUCGACCCCUUGAUAAAUCCCAUCUCUCACCGUAACUCCCUCAAAACAGUAGAGCCCCUCAUUGAUGACGACGAGGACUUCACUCUCGAUGAAGAGGUUCAACCAUUCCUCCAGGAGACACCCCUGUACACCGACAACACAGCAAAUGGUAUUGCCCUGCUGUGGGCACCACGUCCCUUCAACACUCGAUCAGGCAGGACGCGUCGUGCCAUUGACAUUCCCCUCGUCAAGUCAUGGUACAGAGAGCACUGUCCACCAGGUCAACCAGUUAAAGUCAGGGUGAGCUAUCAAAAACUCCUCAAGUACUUCGUACUGAAUGCCUUGAAACACCGUCAUCCCAAGCCUCAGAAGAAGCGUUAUCUCUUCCGCUCUUUCAAAUCUACAAAAUUUUUUCAAACAACGACAAUUGAUUGGGUUGAGGCGGGACUCCAGGUGUGUCGUCAAGGCUACAACAUGCUGAAUCUCCUCAUUCACAGGAAGAAUUUGAAUUAUCUUCAUCUGGAUUACAACUUCAAUCUUAAACCAGUGAAGACACUGACCACAAAAGAGCGUAAAAAAUCACGUUUUGGUAAUGCAUUUCAUCUCUGUCGUGAGAUACUUCGACUCACUAAACUCAUCAUUGAUUCUCACGUGCAGUAUCGUUUGAACAAUGUCGAUGCCUUUCAAUUGGCCGAUGGCCUCCAGUACAUAUUUGCUCACGUGGGACAAUUGACUGGAAUGUAUAGAUACAAGUACAAGCUCAUGAGACAGAUCAGAAUGUGCAAAGACCUGAAGCACCUGAUUUAUUAUCGAUUCAAUACUGGUCCUGUGGGAAAGGGUCCUGGUUGUGGAUUUUGGGCGCCAGGGUGGCGAGUCUGGCUCUUCUUCAUGAGGGGAAUAACUCCACUAUUGGAGCGGUGGCUGGGUAAUCUUCUAUCACGACAAUUCGAGGGACGACACUCUAAGGGAGUCGCAAAGACUGUGACAAAACAGAGAGUUGAAUCUCACUUUGAUCUUGAACUGAGAGCAUCAGUGAUGCAUGAUAUCGUUGAUAUGAUGCCUGAGGGUAUCAAGCAGAACAAAGCGAGAACCAUUCUUCAGCAUUUGUCAGAGGCAUGGAGAUGCUGGAAGGCUAAUAUACCUUGGAAAGUACCGGGACUACCAAUUCCCAUCGAGAACAUGAUUCUGAGGUACGUGAAGAUGAAGGCUGACUGGUGGACAAACACAGCUCAUUACAACAGGGAGAGAAUAAGGAGAGGUGCCACUGUUGAUAAAACUGUGUGCAAGAAGAAUCUUGGUAGAUUAACUCGUUUGUACUUGAAGGCUGAACAGGAGCGACAGCACAAUUACCUCAAAGAUGGCCCUUAUAUAAGCCCUGAAGAGGCUGUUGCCAUCUACACGACAACUGUUCACUGGCUCGAGUCGCGGAGAUUUGCACCUAUUCCAUUUCCACCACUCUCAUACAAACACGAUACAAAACUUUUGAUUUUGGCGUUGGAAAGAUUGAAAGAGGCUUACUCAGUCAAAUCAAGACUCAAUCAGAGUCAGAGGGAGGAGCUUGGACUCAUUGAGCAGGCGUAUGAUAAUCCUCAUGAGGCAUUGUCCAGGAUAAAACGUCAUCUGCUUACACAACGAGCAUUCAAAGAAGUUGGAAUUGAAUUUAUGGAUCUCUAUAGUCACCUCAUACCUGUUUACGAUGUCGAGCCACUCGAGAAAAUAACUGAUGCUUAUCUGGAUCAGUAUCUGUGGUACGAGGCUGACAAGAGGAGAUUGUUUCCACCGUGGGUUAAACCCUCGGACACCGAACCUCCACCACUUCUCGUUUACAAAUGGUGUCAGGGUAUUAAUAAUCUUCAGGAUGUGUGGGAUGUGUCGGAGGGUGAAUGCAAUGUUCUUCUUGAAUCAAAAUUUGAAAAGCUCUACGAGAAGAUUGAUUUGACACUUCUCAACAGACUUCUACGUUUAAUUGUUGAUCACAAUAUUGCUGAUUACAUGACAGCCAAGAACAAUGUUGUUAUCAAUUACAAAGAUAUGAAUCACACCAACUCUUAUGGUAUCAUCAGAGGACUCCAGUUUGCCUCGUUUAUUGCUCAGUAUUAUGGGCUUGUACUGGAUCUUCUGGUUCUGGGGCUGCAGAGGGGCAGUGAAAUGGCAGGACCUCCACAGAUGCCCAAUGAUUUUCUCACUUUUCAAGACACUGACUCUGAGACAGCUCAUCCCAUCAGGCUCUACUGUCGGUACGUAGACAGAAUUCAUUUGUUCUUGAGAUUCACUGCUGAUGAGGCGAGGGACUUGAUACAGAGAUAUCUAACUGAGCAUCCAGAUCCCAAUAACGAGAAUAUCGUGGGUUACAACAACAAAAAGUGCUGGCCGAGGGACGCGAGGAUGAGACUCAUGAAGCAUGACGUUAAUUUGGGAAGAGCUGUAUUUUGGGACAUUAAGAAUCGUCUCCCCAGAUCGACAACUACUAUUCAAUGGGAGAACAGCUUUGUAUCUGUUUACUCCAAGGACAAUCCCAAUUUGCUGUUCAAUAUGAGCGGAUUUGAAUGCAGAAUUUUGCCAAAGUGCAGGACAACUCAUGAGGAAUUUAAUCACAAGGAUGGUGUGUGGAAUCUUCAGAAUGAAGUGACCAAGGAGAGAACUGCUCAGUGCUUCUUGAGAGUUGAUGACGAGAGCCUUCAGAGAUUUCAUAAUAGAGUCAGACAAAUUCUCAUGGCAUCUGGUUCAACGACAUUCACUAAAAUCGUUAACAAAUGGAAUACAGCACUCAUUGGAUUGAUGACGUACUUCAGAGAGGCUGUUGUCAAUACCCAGGAGUUGCUGGAUCUAUUGGUAAAGUGUGAGAAUAAAAUUCAAACGAGAAUAAAGAUUGGUUUGAAUUCAAAAAUGCCAUCGAGAUUUCCUCCAGUUGUAUUCUAUACACCCAAGGAAUUGGGAGGUCUGGGGAUGCUGUCAAUGGGGCACGUUUUGAUUCCUCAGAGUGAUCUCAGAUGGUCCAAGCAGACAGACGUGGGUAUCACUCAUUUUCGUUCAGGAAUGUCUCACGAUGAGGAUCAACUCAUUCCAAAUCUUUAUCGCUACAUUCAGCCAUGGGAGUCUGAGUUCAUUGAUUCGCAGAGAGUUUGGGCUGAAUAUGCGCUUAAGCGUCAAGAAGCCAAUGCUCAGAAUCGUCGUUUGACACUUGAGGAUUUAGAGGACUCGUGGGACAGAGGAAUACCUAGGAUCAAUACGCUAUUCCAGAAGGAUCGUCACACCCUGGCUUAUGAUAAAGGCUGGAGAAUUCGUACGGAAUUCAAACAGUAUCAGGUGCUCAAGCAGAAUCCAUUCUGGUGGACUCAUCAGCGUCACGAUGGAAAACUCUGGAAUCUUAAUAAUUAUCGAACUGAUAUGAUUCAGGCACUUGGUGGAGUCGAGGGAAUACUCGAGCACACCCUCUUCAAGGGGACUUACUUUCCAACGUGGGAGGGUCUCUUCUGGGAGAAGGCGUCAGGUUUCGAGGAGUCGAUGAAGUACAAAAAACUCACCAAUGCCCAGAGAUCGGGUCUCAAUCAAAUUCCCAACAGGAGAUUCACCCUCUGGUGGUCACCCACUAUCAAUCGCGCCAAUGUAUACGUUGGUUUUCAGGUUCAGCUCGAUCUCACUGGUAUCUUCAUGCAUGGCAAAAUUCCAACCCUGAAAAUAUCAUUGAUUCAGAUAUUCAGGGCUCACUUGUGGCAAAAAGUACACGAGUCCAUUGUCAUGGAUUUGUGUCAGGUGUUUGAUCAAGAGCUCGAUGCCCUUGAAAUUGAAACUGUCCAGAAGGAGACGAUUCAUCCGAGAAAAUCGUACAAGAUGAACUCAUCUUGUGCUGAUAUUCUACUUUUCUCGGCUUACAAGUGGAACGUCAGUCGUCCAUCACUCUUGGCUGACUCGAAAGAUGUAAUGGAUAAUGUCACAACGCAAAAAUACUGGAUUGAUGUCCAGCUGAGAUGGGGUGAUUAUGAUUCUCAUGAUGUUGAGCGUUAUGCCAGGGCUAAAUUCAUGGAUUACACGUCUGACAACAUGUCCAUCUAUCCUUCACCCACUGGAUUACUUAUUGCUAUUGAUUUGGCUUACAAUCUUCACUCGGCUUAUGGUAAUUGGUUUCCUGGAUGCAAACCACUCAUUCAGCAGGCAAUGGCUAAAAUAAUGAAAGCCAAUCCAGCGCUUUAUGUGUUGAGAGAGAGAAUCAGAAAGGCACUGCAGCUUUAUUCGUCAGAGCCAACAGAGCCUUAUUUGUCAUCUCAGAAUUAUGGUGAGCUCUUCAGCAAUCAGAUAAUCUGGUUUGUCGAUGAUACAAAUGUGUAUCGUGUCACUAUUCACAAGACAUUCGAGGGUAAUUUAACGACAAAACCGAUUAAUGGCGCUAUAUUUAUCUUCAAUCCUCGAACGGGCCAGCUAUUCUUGAAGAUUAUUCACACGUCUGUAUGGGCUGGGCAGAAGCGUUUGGGACAGCUUGCCAAGUGGAAGACUGCUGAGGAAGUUGCUGCACUCAUCAGAUCACUUCCUGUUGAGGAACAACCCAAGCAGAUUAUCGUGACAAGAAAAGGUAUGUUGGAUCCACUUGAGGUGCAUUUACUCGAUUUUCCAAAUAUCGUGAUCAAGGGAUCGGAGCUGCAGUUGCCCUUCCAGGCUUGUCUCAAGGUUGAGAAAUUUGGUGAUCUCAUUCUCAAGGCAACUGAACCCCAGAUGGUGUUAUUCAAUCUUUACGACGACUGGUUGAAGACAAUAUCAUCGUACACUGCAUUCAGCAGAUUAAUACUCAUUCUGAGGGCACUGCAUGUUAAUACUGAGAGGACUAAAGUUGUUCUCAAGCCUGAUAAGACAACAAUCACAGAGCCCCAUCAUAUCUGGCCUUCGUUGACUGAUGAUGAGUGGAUUAAGGUGGAGGUACAGCUGAAGGAUCUCAUUCUAGCUGAUUAUGGAAAGAAAAAUAAUGUGAAUGUUGCGUCACUAACGCAGUCGGAGAUCAGGGAUAUUAUUCUGGGUAUGGAGAUAUCAGCGCCUUCUGCACAGAGACAGCAAAUCGCUGAGAUUGAAAAGCAAACGAAGGAGCAGUCACAGCUUACUGCAACGACUACAAGAACAGUUAAUAAACAUGGCGAUGAAAUAAUAACAGCUACAACGUCUAAUUAUGAGACCCAGGCAUUCUCUAGCAAGACUGAGUGGAGGGUAAGGGCAAUAUCUGCUACUAAUCUUCAUCUGAGGACAAAUCAUAUCUACGUGUCGAGUGAUGAUAUCAAGGAGACUGGCUAUACUUACAUAUUGCCGAAGAAUGUUCUCAAGAAAUUUGUCACCAUCUCGGAUCUCAGGGCCCAGAUAUCGGGGUAUUUGUAUGGAAUUUCACCUCCAGAUAAUCCACAGGUGAAGGAAAUACGUUGUAUCGUCAUGCCACCGCAGUGGGGCACUCACCAGGUCGUUCAUCUUCCAAAUUCCCUUCCUAAUCAUCAGUAUCUCAAGGAGAUGGAGCCUUUGGGCUGGAUUCACACACAACCCAAUGAACUUCCUCAGUUAUCUCCACAGGAUAUCUCCACUCAUGCCAAAGUUAUGGCUGAGAAUCCGGUGUGGGAUGGGGAGAAGACAAUUGUCAUCACUUGCAGCUUUACUCCUGGCUCUUGUUCGCUGACUGCUUACAAAUUAACACCUAGUGGAUUUGAAUGGGGAAAGCAGAAUACGGAUUGUGGAAAUAAUCCCAAGGGGUAUCUACCCAGUCAUUAUGAGAAGGUCCAGAUGCUGUUGAGUGAUAGAUUUCAUGGAUUCUUCAUGGUACCCAGUCAGGGCAGUUGGAAUUACAAUUUCAUGGGGGUUAGGCAUGAGCCUAGCAUGAAGUAUGAAUUACAAUUGGCUAAUCCUAAGGAAUUUUAUCAUGAGGUACACAGACCUGCACAUUUCUUACUGUUUGCUGAUCUUGAGGAUGGGGGCAGUGGCGUUGGAGCUGAUCGGGAGGAUACUUUUGCGUAAAUGGGGAGGAGGUUCUCGAGACAUGUAAAUAUGGUGAAUUUUUUGGGCGUAUUUCGUCGACAUGCUUUGAAUUUUGUACAGAAUCUUCGGGUUUUAGUGAGCAUUGGUGAUUAUCGUAUGUAUUUCAUGUGUAAUUGAGGUAUCGAAUAAAUCAAGUAUUCCGACGAUUUUUGAUAGUCGAGAGUGUGAAUUUUAUCUUCAAUUUGGAAAAAAAUUAUUUCGAAAAAAGUUAUCGUUUUCCCUCGAAAAUCCUAAGUCGGUCCCUCAGCGGUGCAAUU